Didymosphaeria variabile is the source of this 1941-nucleotide messenger RNA. RefSeq lists its product as uncharacterized. Gene Ontology annotation, molecular function: cysteine-type endopeptidase activity. Gene Ontology annotation, biological process: proteolysis. The record is from RefSeq and is a predicted model, not a curated record. The coding region runs from base 1 to 1941 and encodes 646 amino acids. The transcript has a single exon. NCBI's taxonomy places the organism in Eukaryota, Fungi, Ascomycota, Dothideomycetes, Pleosporales, Didymosphaeriaceae.
AUGAAUCACCAAGAGACUAUUUCCAGCCAUUACGCCAUACUUAUCGGGAUCAACGCCUACCCGGAAAAGCCCAUACCAUCAGGGGUAAGGGAUGUCCAGAAUGUCAAGAAGUACUUAAAAGAAUUGCCAUACCAUGUUGAUAUCGAGAUUUUCACAGCUUCUGGCAGCAGUGAAUCGGGCGUUUCUAGUCCAAUUGAAUUGCCCACGUUCUGGCCAACACAUGAACAUGUAACCUCGGCGCUUAAAAGAGCGGCUUCGGCCGAAGCUGGCGACUUCGUCUAUGUUCACUUUUCGGGACACGGUACCCGAGCGGAGCCUUGCGGUGUGUUCUCCAACGAGUCGACGGGAGACCUGGCGUUAGUUGUUCUCGAUGGUACGGGAAGCAUACAGUACCUUUGGGGUGAGGAUCUUUCACACCUGAUAAAAAUAAUGAUCGACAAAGGGAUACUGGUCACUCUCGUUCUCGACUGCUGUUUCUCUGCGACUGUAUACCGAGCGGACGAACCUGAUGUCCGUUUUCUUCCGUACAACCCAGCUAUCAAUGCGGGACCGGCGCAAAAACCUCGGGAACUUUUACAAUCUACUGGAGAAACGUAUCGUGACGUUUCGAUGCUACCAAAUUGGAUGCUCAACCCAAAUGGAUACGCCAUUCUUUGUGCAAGUGGCCCUGAUGAAGUGGCGAUAGGGCCACGAUUCGGCAAGGACAAGGAGAAACAUGGAGCACUAACCUAUUACCUUCUCGAAAGUCUCAAGGAAGUUGGUCCUGCAAAGAGACACAAAGAUAUUUAUGACAACCUGAGCGUGAAGUUUCGAAAGUCAGGCCUACAACAACAUCCAGUCCGCUACGGAAAUAAACGCCAAGGCUUCUUCGACCACGUUCAAUCAGAUGUUGCGGCACUGACAGUCCCUAUUAUCCAGAAGCGGGACAAAGGCUUGCAAUUGCAGGCUGGACAUGCGCACGGCAUUAAUGACGGCGACCAGUUUAUUUUAUGUCCCUGGGGUUCUGCCGAUCUUCGAUCCGAAAUGCAAGAAAGCUCAGUGAUGGCCAGAGUCACCCACGCCAGAGCCUUCACUUCGGAUCUGGAGCGAUUAGAGGACCAAAUCUCUGUCCCUGUCAAGACGGGAUGGGUAGGUCGCGCCACUUCCAGUUCCUGUCUUCGCAAAUUUCCAAUCCAACUCGACUCCAGUUUGUCACAGCGAGAUGAGUGGUUGACGGCCUUUAAUGAGCGCUCAAUCGAUGCUCAUAUCGAGAUGGUUGAACAGUCUUUUUCAUUCCACAUCUUAACCAACGGCAACAACGAUAUCGAGAUCCUAGACCAAUCAAACCAGAGGAUCCCAUAUUUGCUCACUGCUUUGCAAGAUGGAUCGGACAUCAAGCGCAUCUGCGAAAUGGUGGAGCAUCUGGUUAGAUACGAGUUCGUUAAGAGCUUGUCUAACAACAUCCUCGGCCAAUCUUUCCCAGAAAGCUUCCGGUUCGACGUUUACAUGCUCAAGGGCCAAGAAGUCAUUCGCCACGGAACCCUGGUGGAAUUGGAAGAUGGUACUGAGGUGAGGUUGGUUGUGCAAAACAAUGGAACCAAGUCUCUAUAUCUUUCCGUUUACGCGCUGGGUCCUUGUUGGGAGAUCGAAAACGUCAUCCACGGGAGUUACGAAGUGAUUCCCCCGAAGUUGCCCCAACUGAAGUUCAGAGGUGCAACGAAGAAGAAAAUCAAAACGACGGUUCCGGAAGAAUUAAGGGACGAGGGGUACAGGCAGUGCCAAGACGUGAUCAAGGUCUUCAUUACGUCCCGACCAGCAACAUUCGAUUUACUCGAAUUGCCGAAACUGAACGAAAAAGCUAAAAGAUCCCCAGCAAGUGAAGAAGAUCGAACAGAGGAUGACGAUGACUUAUUCGAGCACUGGGUAGCUUUAAACUUCUCUAUUCGAACAUUUGCAAAGUAG